Messenger RNA from Onychostoma macrolepis, 1348 nucleotides. Its product is annotated as E3 ubiquitin-protein ligase TRIM39. The transcript is spliced from 11 exons. Gene Ontology annotation, molecular function: protein binding. The record is from RefSeq and is a predicted model, not a curated record. Lineage: Eukaryota; Metazoa; Chordata; Actinopteri; Cypriniformes; Cyprinidae. The coding region runs from base 23 to 1348 and encodes 441 amino acids.
CUUGCCUCCCCAACACUUCAUCAUGGGUGAACAGGCAAACACUCUGAAGAGCAUCCUGAAGGACAACAGUAUGGCUCGUAACAUGCCCCAGAAGCAGAGUAACUCUGUUGGGGCUGUGCGCUGGACACUACCAGAGAAAGAUAUUCAGGUCCACAGUUCUGCACCCAUCAGCCCCUUAAAGAACUGUAGCGGAUCUUCUACCCGUUCACAGCAAAGGCAACGUCAGCAAGGUCUGAAUGAUCUCCGGAGUUUGAAUGAGUGCAUCGUAUUCAUAAACCACUGGAAGCAACAGGUGGCACAAGUUUGCAAGAAUGAGGAUGAUCCCGGUGAAGGGUGCAGCGGUCAGGCAGAGCGGCAGAUAGACCCCAGAACUGAGCGCAGUCUUGAAGAGUCUCGCAAGCUUAUUCUGCAGUGGGCCAGUGAACUUCAAAGUGUAGACAAGCUGUCUAAAAACCAUCCAUGGAUGAAGGAGAGGAUUGAUGAAGAGGAGGAAGACGACACAAAGAAGGAUAAAGAUCGGAGUGAGGUGGUGCAGAAGAAGAUCACAAAGUGGGCCAAAGAGAUACAGAGUGUGUCAGAGAGCUCUGGAAUGCUGGGAGAUGAAUUGGCACGGCUGUUGCGUCUCCUGGGACUGAAGAAGAAGAAGCUGGUUUCCCUCAUGCCACUGCUGGAGUUCAUCACUUGGAGUUUGCUGAAAGAAGACAGCAAGGGCAUGGUUUCUCAUCUAUGGCUUUCAGCUAAGCAACGCACCUGGAAAGCUGGCAUGCCACGAUACAUCCCUAAUUCAGUCUGGAACUGGAUUGUCAGUGCAGGAGCUGAUGUAACUCUUGACCCCAUGACCAACCAAGCUUGGCUGCAGCUCUCUGAUGACCACAAGACAGUUCAGGAGGGCCUAACAGAGGCCAUUCUGCCUUACAGCCCUCAGCGAUUUGACAACUUGCCCUGCGUCCUAGGCUGGGAGGGCUACAUGAGUGGCCGCCAUUACUGGGAAGUGGAAUUUGCAAACAAUGGUUAUUGGAAAGUUGGAGUGACAACUGCUUCCUCAAAGAGGCAUGGCCGCUUUCCAAUGAAUCCCUCUACUGGUUAUUGGGUCCUGUGGCGCAGCACACGUCAGUUUUUCGCAUGCACCAGUACCGAAACAGCACUGCCACUGCUGCUGGUGCCCCAAAGGAUGGGAAUAUACAUUGAUUACGAGGAGGGGCAGAUUUCAUUCUACAAUGCAGAGAACAAAUCACAUAUUUACACCUUUACGGGACACUUUCAUGAGAAGCUGUACCCUUUCUUUGCCUUGCUGGAUGGCAGGGCAGUUAUAACCAUAUGGUCUCCUAAAGAGCAGAGCCGCUUUUAA